CAGCACAGUGAGUGAUCAAUAGCAAUGUUUAUUCUGAUUACAUAAUAGUUACUGUAAUACCUCUACCAUGAGUGUGUUUUGCUCUGGUUUGAACUUUGAACACCAACGCACAAAUUCACAUACAGUCUUUGUUCUUGCCCGAUUGAUGUCUUUUGUAAUAUCUUCGUCAGAGCUCUAGGUGACAAAUUGUUCCCUGUGCCCACUGAAAUUUCCCUUUGUCCCUUUUAUAUUGGGACCUGUCAAAAGUCUAACCUAACUCACGGGACCUGUCGUGUACACACGGUGUAAAGUGGUGUGCCUGCAUGUCAGUAAGUCGACCUUUUGUCCAGGUAAUUAUGUUUACCUUCAACUGUACUUUCACCCCAACUGUGUCAGAGCCUAGUACAUUAUGUUUACCCACACUUUUUAAUAGGCCGUCGCGACACUGGGUAGGUCGGGACUCCAACAAGGCUCCUGUUGAGCCAAACUUUUCUUCCAGGUUGUUUUAAGGUCACCAAAAACUUUCGCCAUGCUACCAUUCGACGAGAUCCUGACCCGGUAUCUGGGGGAGCUGGGCUGGUACCAGUGGUGGGUGCUGUUCCUGAUGUGCUACGCCGAGAUGCCGGUGGGUUUUCACCAGCUCGUGGCUAACUUCCUCGCCGCGUCCCCCUCCCACCACUGCUCGGUACCAGGGCUGCAGACCUGGCGGGAGUGUCGGCCGAUUCCUGCCGCUUUGAACAUGAGUGUUCCCUGGACUGCGCUGGACGGCGGAGGCAGCGGUUAUAGUCAGUGUCUCAGUUCCACGGAGUUCUGGCAGACCCACUCCCCCGAGAGUCUGUCAGCCGGCGGGACCCUCAGCUGUGACCGGGGCUGGGAGUACGACUGUGAAACCUUCACUUCUACUAUUGUCACGGAGUGGGAUCUAGUGUGCAGUAACAAAGGUGUACGGCAACUGACCACAUCCCUGUACAUGGUGGGGGUGGCGCUGGGGGCUCUGGGGUUUGGAGACUUGUCUGACAGGAUCGGUCGCCGCUGGGCCUACCUCCUGUCACUGGCCAUCCAGUUUGCGUUUGGCGCGGCCACGGCGUUCUCUCCUAACGUGGUUCUGUUCAUCAUCUUCCGCAUGUUCGUGGGCGCGGCAACGUCGGGCGUCGUCAACACGUCAGCGGUCAUGGUUGCGGAGUUUGUAGGCCCCAGUGAGCGGGUGAAGGUGGGCGUGUUGCGGCCCGUGUUCUUCUCGGUGGGCGCCAUGAUCCUGGCCGGCAUCGCGUUCGGCGUCCGGGACUGGAGAGCCCUGCAACUCGCCAUCUCCCUACCAAACCUGCUCUUCAUUCCGUUCUACUGGUGGUGCCCAGAGAGUCCAAGAUGGCUGCUGUCACGUGACAAAGAGAAGGCCAAAGCACUGAUACAGAAAAUGGCGAAGAUGAACAGAGUUGACCUGCCUGAUCACGUGUUCGCAGACGAUCCAACCGAAGCCGAUGACACAAGGACGGAGACUGACGAGAAAAAGAAAGACGGGAAAGAAAAAGAAGAAACGCACAGAAGUUACACAUUUUUGGACAUUCUGCGGACGCCCAACACACGGAAAAGAAGUCUCAUCAUAUUCUUCAUAUGGUUUACCAACAACAUUGUUUACUACGGCAUCGCCCUGAACAUUACGGACCUGAGCGGGAGUGUUUACGCCAACUCUCUCCUAGGGGCUGCUGUGGAGGUUCCCGCGUACUUGACUCUUCUGUUCCUGCAAGAACGGUUUGGGCGGAAGCUGCCAGUCUUUGCGUACCUCCUGCUGACCGGUAUUGGUCUCAUCAUCACAGCAGCUUUGCCUGCCGGUCCCGGCCGUGUAGCAGUAGCCAUGAUCUCCAGGUUCUGUAUCACCGGCGGCUUCCAGAGCACCAUGAUCUACACUGUGGAGCUGUUUCCUACAGUCACACGAAACAUAGGCAUGGGGUUCUCGUCCACGGCAGGAAGGAUAGGAUCCAUCGUGUCUCCGUUCGUAUGGCUGUUGGCUGACCUGUGGCGGCCCGCGCCGUACAUCCUGUUCGGCGUGAUGACGGUUCUGGCCGGGCUGCUCUGCAUGCUGCUGCCCGAGACCAAGGGCCAACAGCUGCCGCAGACACUGGAGGACGGGGAGGAGUUCGGGAAAGGGUGA
Messenger RNA from Branchiostoma belcheri (Belcher's lancelet), 2128 nucleotides. Its product is annotated as organic cation transporter protein-like. Gene Ontology annotation, biological process: transmembrane transport. The record is from RefSeq and is a predicted model, not a curated record. Gene Ontology annotation, molecular function: transmembrane transporter activity. Gene Ontology annotation, cellular component: membrane. Lineage: Eukaryota; Metazoa; Chordata; Leptocardii; Amphioxiformes; Branchiostomatidae. Bases 509 to 2128 code for a protein of 539 amino acids. The transcript is spliced from 11 exons.